Messenger RNA from Diceros bicornis minor, 5417 nucleotides. It is a transcript of the gene HLF, whose product is annotated as HLF transcription factor, PAR bZIP family member. Gene Ontology annotation, cellular component: nucleus. Gene Ontology annotation, biological process: regulation of transcription by RNA polymerase II. NCBI's taxonomy places the organism in Eukaryota, Metazoa, Chordata, Mammalia, Perissodactyla, Rhinocerotidae. Gene Ontology annotation, molecular function: DNA-binding transcription factor activity, RNA polymerase II-specific; RNA polymerase II cis-regulatory region sequence-specific DNA binding. The transcript is spliced from 4 exons. The record is from RefSeq and is a predicted model, not a curated record. The coding region runs from base 364 to 1254 and encodes 296 amino acids.
GGGACCCGGGGCGGCGUGGUGCUUUCGCCCUUCUGCAGCCGUCUGCAUAUUUUUUCUUUCUUUUUCGCAAUUUUGAACAUUUUGCAGGACGAGGGGUUCGAGGCAGGUGAGAGCAUCCUGCACGUCGCCGAGGAGCCCAGGGGCACUUGGCGCGUCCUCCGGGACUCGUCUGCACUGAGAAUCCGAAAGUUUAUUUUUAUUUUCGUAUGCAGCUGUAUUUAUAAAGAUAAAAGUCAUUUUUUCCUUCCCUUGUCUCCACCGCCUUGAAAGCGCGUACUUUUGGCAAAGGACGGAGGAAGAAGCUCAGCAACGUUUUGGGGGGCGGUUGGGUUUUUUUUUUUAAGAAAAAAAAUUUGCAUCGCGAUGGAGAAAAUGUCCCGACCGCUCCCCCUGAAUCCCACCUUUAUCCCGCCUCCCUACGGCGUGCUCAGGUCCUUGCUGGAGAACCCGCUGAAGCUCCCCCUUCAUCAAGAAGACGCAUUUGGUAAAGAUAAAGACAAGGAAAAGAAGCUGGAUGAUGAGAGUAACAGCCCGACGGUCCCCCAGUCGGCUUUUCUGGGACCCACCUUAUGGGACAAAACCCUUCCCUAUGACGGAGAUACUUUCCAGUUGGAAUACAUGGACCUGGAGGAGUUUCUCUCGGAAAAUGGCAUUCCCCCCAGCCCGUCGCAGCAUGACCACAGCCCUCACCCUCCCGGGCUGCAGCCGGCUUCCUCAGCUGCCCCCUCAGUCAUGGACCUCAGCAGUCGGGCCUCUGCACCCCUUCACCCUGGCAUCCCGUCCCCGAACUGUAUGCAGAGCCCCAUCAGACCAGGUCAGCUGUUGCCAGCAAACCGCAAUACACCGAGUCCAAUUGAUCCUGACACCAUCCAGGUCCCGGUGGGUUAUGAGCCAGACCCGGCAGAUCUUGCCCUCUCCAGCAUCCCUGGCCAGGAAAUGUUUGACCCUCGCAAACGCAAGUUCUCUGAGGAAGAACUGAAGCCACAGCCCAUGAUUAAGAAAGCGCGCAAAGUCUUCAUUCCCGAUGAUCUGAAGCAGGAUGACAAGUACUGGGCAAGGCGCAGAAAGAACAAUAUGGCGGCCAAACGCUCCCGCGAUGCCCGGCGGCUGAAGGAGAAUCAGAUUGCCAUCCGGGCGUCGUUCCUUGAGAAGGAGAACUCGGCCCUGCGCCAGGAGGUGGCCGACUUGCGAAAGGAGCUGGGCAAAUGCAAGAACAUACUUGCCAAGUACGAGGCCAGGCACGGGCCCCUGUAGGGUGGCAUUUUUGUGGGCUGGCUUUUGAAUAGAUGGACAGUUUGUUUCCUGUCUGAUAGCACCACACCUGAACCAAUCUUUCUGACAUCAGCACUUUACCAGAGGCAUAAACACAACUGACUCACAUUUUGGUGUGUAUGUGUGUACGUAGAUGUGCUUGUGCUCAUGUGUGUGGUCAGCGGUAUAUGCGCGUGCGUGCGUGAGCGUGCACUUGCCAUUUUUAGAUAGCCCUCUCAUCAUCUUUUAGUUCCAAAAAAGAAAGGUGCCAUGUUUUUACUGGACUAUGGAGACCUCUCGUGGGUUUCCUGCCCCUCCCUUCUCCCCUCCUGCCCUCUCUGCACUGUUUCUUGUUCGCUCUGACAUCCUCUUCCGGGACCCUCUGCUUGGAUUCGCUAAGAAGGGCCCUGGUAAAAUAGUAGAUCUCAGUUUUCAAGACUACAAGCUCUUGUUUCUGUUUAAUCUGUAAGUUACCAUGCUAAUAAGGUGCACAAAACAACUUCGCACUACACUGCAGCUCUCUUCAGUUAUAGGUCGCUUUCCUCAUAUUUUCAGUUUUGGUGAUAAUUGUCUUCAGAUUUAAAGUGCUGUUUAGAAUUAUUAGAUCCCAUAUUUACUUACUGCUAUCUACUAAGUUUCCUUUUAAUUCUACCGACCCCGGGUAAGUAAAAGUACUCUUAUAGAUCACAGAGUGUGUUUUUGCACUGUCUGUACCUAAAGCAAUAAUCCUAUUGUACGCUAGAGCAUGCUGCCUGAGUAUUACUAGUGGACGUAGGAUAUUUUCCCUACCUAAGAAUUUCACUGUCUUUUAAAAAACAAAAAUUACAGUAAUGCAUUUGAGCAUGCCCAGAACAUCCCCAGGACAGGGAAGCAGAGGGAAAUGCCAGGUCGAAGAACGAGGGGUUAAUUUAUCAGUAUAUGAGCCAAAAAAAUGCAUCGUGGAACAGCUUUUGUCAUUGGUAUGUUUGGUUUUGUUCUCUCCCCUCUCCCACACCCCCAGCCCCUACUUUUCUAGUUAACUUUUUCCAUAUUCCUCUUGAUAUUCAAAACUAUUCAAUUACUUAAGAUUCAGUUUUCCCCAUUUUUUGUAAUAUAUAUAUUUUUGUGAACUACACCUUGCUGUUUUUAAAAAUCAGUUAAUUAAGUUAAGAAGUUGAUGUUUUGUAAGACCCUUUUUCCUAGCAGUGUCAUUUUUGAAUGCUUCAUAAAUUAAUGAUUCUGGAGCUUAUGUUUCUUAUUCUCUGUUUGCUUUCGAACGUAUUUGCUCUUAUAAAGUGGACUUCUGAAAAAUGAAUGUAAAAGACACUGGUGUAUCUCAGAAGGGGAUGGUGUUGUCACAAACUGUGGUUAAUCCAAUCAAUGUAAAUGUUUACUAUAGACCAAAAGGAGAGAUUAUGAAAUUGUUUAAUGUUUAUACAGAGUAAUUAUAGGAAGUUCUUUUUUUGUACAGUAUUUUUCAGAUAUAAAGACUGACAAUGUAUUUUGGAAGACAUAUAUUAUAUAUAGCAAAGAGAAAAGGAAAACUAUUCCAUGUUUUAAAAUUAUAUAGCAAAGAUAUAUAUUCAUCAAUGUUGUACAGAGAAGAAGUGCUUGGAGGUUUUUGAAAUCUUUAAUAUUUUAAGCCUAUCACUGACACAUCAGCAUGUCGUCUGCUUUAAAUUAAAAUUUUAUGGCAGUAUCAAGGCUUGCUGUGACGAAUCCUACUCUAAAAUAUAUAAGGAGCUUUCUUGUUCCCUAUUAGGUCUCAGAAAGAAGUCAGUCACCUAAAAGCACAAAAUGGAUGUUAGUCAAAUAUUUAUUGGAUGAUACAGUGUUUUUUAGGAAAAGCAUCUGCCACAAAAAUGUUCACUUCACGAUUAUGAGUUCCUGGAAUGGAAUAUCAGUGCAAGCACCCCAAACCAUUCUGUUCUCCCUUACGGGCAUGUGCGUCUUAUGCAGUAUAAGGUUGAUAUCGGUGCUAUGUGUAUGCUUUAUAAUUUGACAGAUGUUUUGACUUUAAAGAUGAUUGUUCAUUUGUUUCGCUAAAUUGUGUAAUGUCAAGAGAUUCUGCUGUUAUUGCAAAGAGACAUUUUGUGUUAGAUUAAAAUACCCUUUCAUUGAUGGGAUUUUCUAGUUUCCUGCCUCCAGAGUAUCUGAUUCUUUAAUGACCUUGGGGUCUCCUUGUCAAUCCAUCACAAUGCCUCUCUCACAGUGUCAUAGUCUUGGGAAACCUGAUCAAUAGGAUUUUCCUACUAGUAUCCAUUUGUCCUAAGCCACAGAUUAUGGUGGGAGAUGGGAGAGUACUGGGAUGAAGUACAUUGUGCAGGUAAAUAACUAAUAAAAUAAAAUAAACAAAACUGUUGGCAAUCUUAAGCAGAACUGAAUAAGUGAUAUUCAGAAAGAGACACAAGUGAACACAGAGUUGGCCUUUUUAUAGGUAAAGAGGUUAAUUGCAGGAGAAUUAUUAAAUGGCAGUAGUGACUGAAACAGAGACAAAUGAUAUGUUUAAGUGGAGAAGUAUUGAAGGAUUAUGCUCUGGACCAUCCACAUUCAUUGAAGUAGAAAAUGGUAGCUAAAAAAACUGUAUUUGAGCACUGGUCUUUCUUGGAAUUAGUUUUUUUUUGUAUCAGUGAGCAUCACAAAUGUUUUCUGCAGAAGAAAUAAAAAGAUCAUAAUAAGACUUAUUCUUUUGAGUGCCAGGGGAGGUUUCAGAAACUUGCCUCAUCUUAAAAAUUUGAAAACUUUGGAGUCUGUAUAGGUGCCUUAUAUGUAGGUCAUUGUCACCACACACACAUGAGCACUCACUCCUGGACUCGCUGCCUUCUACGCGGGGCAGUUAACCACUAAAUAAGGCAGUUCUGCUAAAUGGCUUGGGAAGGCAGUGCCCCAUUUGAAAUGACUUGGAUUCACCAGGUCAAAUGAGUUCUGCAGACUGCAGUUAUUAUAAGAGUCCUGUUGUCAUUUUUCACCUUUUCAUCAUAAGCAUCUUUCAGAGAUUAAUUACUUGGCCGUUAAAAAUGAAUCCAAAUCAUAUGUGCCAACAUCAUUUAGACACGAUUUGGAAUGAGCAGCCUAGGACUUCCUGACAAGGUCACAUCAUCAUUUCUUUUAACUAGGCUUGCAAAGAAAGGCAAAAAUUGAUCAGCCUGUCCUUCUGCCCCUGCCACCUUAAGGAGGUAGGUAGGAAGUGGGAGGGCGGUAAGUGAUCACUUCUUCCUCUUGAGAAAGUGCUACCUUUUGAUGGUUCAAACCCCACACCGUGCAAGAUAAUGAUUGGCCUUUCAUCUUCAAAUAUGACAGGCUUCCAUGAGACCAUCUCUUGACGCAGAAGGAUCCCUUGUUCAAGGAGACUGCCGUCAGGAUUCUGGCAUUGGGUGGGUAGGAAGCUGUAACUAGAGAACCCGGUUUUGUGAGGUAAUGCAAAAUAAUUCUGAAUGUACAUUUAAAAGGUCUUGGAUCUGUUUUCUGACGAGUCAAGAAGAAUUUUAAGUGGAGCCCUCACCCCUAAUCCCCCUCCCCAGAGUAAAACAACAGACCUUCUGUAAAAUGCAAAGUUAUACUUUGCUUUUAAUUUUCUCCCAGUGUUCCUUUGAGAAAGCCUCAGACUGUAUCUGAGUUCAUCAGAGCGAUCCCAAGGCAGGCUGGCUUGGCCUGCUUGCCUGUAGGGAGGGCGUGUGGAGGCCUGGAUUUAAUCUGAGGUCACUAAGCUGCAGGGGAGUGGAGACUAGGUGUUCUGCCCCCCAUAUGGUGGACACCUUCUGCUCCUAGUCUGCCAGCUUCUUGCUAAGGGCUCCCAGGCCCCCACUUGGGAGGCCAAGGUCUCCUCCAGGUUUUCUCUACAAUUAGUAAUAUUUUAAAAAUGAGCAAAGCCUUAUCCUAGACCUUGAUGUAUUGGAUUUGGCAACUGAAGUCAGUACAUUUUACAGAGGGCCAAGUGUAUGUAGGGGGUUGUGUGUGUGAAUAUUUAAGUCAAGACAUGCAAUCUUUAAUUUGGGAGAACCUUACCAAACAUAACAAUAAUCGACCAUUAUCCUUGUGGCAACACCACAAAGACUGCAUCUGUUAAACGGGUACAGGUUCACACGAGGCCAGUUUAAUUGUACACCGUGAUAUUGGUGGUGCUUAUGCUGUUAAGUCCAAACCUUUGUCUGUUAUUCUUAAUGUUUAAUAAACUUUGAAUUUUCUCC